AUGGCUUUUGUUUAUUUAUCUUCUAAAAAUUUACCAUAAUUUUCAUAAAUAUAAUCUAAUUUAGGUCCAGGAAGUUAUUUAGCUCAUUAAAAUUAUAAUAUUAAAAAACUUUACGCUGGUUUUAAUUCUACAGUUGAAAGAUAAAAAGAGUUUUAAUAAAUAAUUAUUACACCUGGUCCUGGUGAUUAUAAUAUACAAAAAAUUCCCUAAAAUAAUGAAAAAUAAUUAUUAAAUAAAAAUAUUAAAAGCUAAAAUAAUAAUAAAAAACCUACUUAAAUAUUUUGCGGAAAUUAAAAAAGAUUCGAAGAUUAUAUAACUAAAGAAAAGCAAUUAAUUCCUGGUCCAGGAUCAUAUGAUUAUGACGAAUAAUAAUUUUAAAUGAAAUCAAAAAAACAAAAUAUAUAAAAUAGCGAUUAUAUUAUUUCACAUUUAUUAAAACUUAAUAAAUAUUAAUCUGUACCUUCUAUACCUUCUAAAUAUAAUUAAUAUGGAUAUACAGAAAAUGAAGAAAAUUAAAUGAAUUUGAAUUAAUUACCAUUGCAUUCAUAUUAAGGAACAAAAUAAGAUUCUGUUGGGCCUGGAUAAUAUGAAAUAAAUUAUUCUUCAUUAAUAAAAGAAAAAUAUAAAGGAACAUAAUGGCAUAAAUAUAAAUCCAGAAACGAUAAUAUAUUAAUUAAAUAAUAAGAAAAUAUAGGCCCAGGUACAUAUGAUGUUACAAAUAAAUAAAUACCAAUAUAUAAGCUUAAAUAAAGUCCUGGAUUUAUACUUGAUUAAUCUAAAGAAUAAGCAAAUUAAAGACUUAAGAAUAAAUUAAAAAAAGAAAAUUAAGAAGAAUAAGAAGAUGAAGAAUAUAUAAAUGGAGCAACACCUGGACCUGGAUAUUAUUAUAAUUCAAUUCCUAAAAAAACAAUUAAACCAGAAAAAUUCUAAAAUUUCGGAUCUUUUACUCCAAAUAGAUUUUCUAUUGAAAAAUAAUAGCAAAUUUUAAUAGGUCCUGGUCAAUAUGAUCCAAAAGUUUCUGGAUUAUUUGCAAAUAAAUAAUACAUAAAAGAUAGAGUAAUAUAAAAUCUAUUAAAAGGAUAUAAAGGAAAUUUCGGUGUUAAUGAAAAAAGAUUUAAAGACUAAAUAGAUGAAAUACCUGGUCCAGGGACAUAUACUAAUUCUAUUAAUGAAUAAAUAUAAAAUGAAUAAUAAUCAGCAGUUUUUAAAUCUUAAAAUGGACGUUCUGAUUUUGUUAAUAAAGAAAAAAGACCACCAGUUGGUUCCUAUUAAUUAAAUUAUUAUGAUAUUGAACAUAAAAUAUAAAACUAGUAAAUAGAUUCGGAAAUAAAGACUAAUAUUCCUAAUUUAGGAUUUGGUAUAGCAGCAGAAAGAUUUAAAGAUAAAAAAAUCGAAGAAGUAGACGAACAGGAUAAAAUAUUAAAAAUUGCAAAAGAUAAUAAUGAAAAAUAAAUUCCUAAAUAGAAAAAUUAAAUAAGUUUUCCAAAAGCUGAUAGAUUUUCCCAAAAAUAAAAUAUUAAUAAAAUUCCAGGACCAGGUGAUUAUAAUUAUGAUUCGAAUUGGAAUAAAAGAUCAUAUAAUGUACAUUUUGCACUUUUAUGA
Messenger RNA from Ichthyophthirius multifiliis, 1602 nucleotides. RefSeq lists its product as hypothetical. The record is from RefSeq and is a predicted model, not a curated record. The transcript is spliced from 8 exons. Lineage: Eukaryota; Ciliophora; Oligohymenophorea; Hymenostomatida.